GAGCAACAUUAAUUUUGUAAAAGAAGUUCACUAUAAGUACUUUUGUAGCAAGAUCUAUGCUGCAUGCAGAAUGAAUUUUGUGACAGUGGUUCGAUUUCUUAGCAUACCAAUGGUACUAUCGCUGAAAGAGUUUUCCUUGGCUAGAUACAGUGACACAGCAGUGUAUGCCAACAAAAGUGUUCUUGACAUCAACCUGCUUGGAGAGGGUUUUGUCACUGAUGGAGGUGCUCUGGAGUGUCACACUGACAACACUACUUGCUGUAGGAGAGAUGAUGGAACAGCUGCGGGAGAGUGGUACUAUCCUGAUGGAACUGUCAUUGAAGGAGGUGGUACCUUUAAUGACAGUACUGGGUUCUACAGAACAAGAGGUCACAUGUUUAUUCGACUAAAUCGGCUGAGGAUACAGGAUCCAACUGGAAAGUAUCGAUGUGUGGUACCUGGUGCUGGAGGAGUUGAUAUCACUAGAUAUGUAACACUGGAAAGAGGAGUGAAAUGCACUGAUCUCCCUGCAAUCAGCAAUGGUCAAAUUAACUACUCACCUCCUCGUCAUUUAUCAGUUCUUCUCAGGAACACCACUUACAGAUACUCAGGAACCAUAGCAGUGUACAAUUGUUUAUCUUGGUACCAACUGGUGAGAGGAUCAUUAAUAAGAGUAUGUGGUCCAGAAGGGGUGUGGAAUGGAACACAACCAGCAUGUGAACUAGGUGUGUCUCCAAGUACUGUUUCAGAAUUUUCAACACCACCUCUAAUUACAAAUACCAUGAGAACAAUCCGAGACUUUGUAUCAAGUACCACUAACAGUAUUCUAGACACAUUCAGUCAGGCUUCCCCUACAACUGACUCUGUGGAUACUCCCACAACUUUGAAAACGUUGGCAACUGUCGUUGUAUCCAAUAGCAGCAUUAAUGUAGCCACUACUCAAAGUGGAUCUACUUCUAUACCAAUGAACAACUCAGGGGAUACUCCUGGCAGUUCUUCACCCACAACUUCGAAAACGUUGGCAACUGGUGUUGCACCCAAUAGCAGUAGUGUAGCCACCACUCAAGGUGGAUCUACUCCUAUACCGAUGAACGGCUCUGUUGUUCCUGCAAUAUUUGUGGUGAUUUUGUUAAUAAUUCUGGUUUCUGUAGGAGCUAUCACUGUUUUACUAGUGUACAAGAGGCACAAGAAAAACAAAACAAAUAAGCAAAAUAGAAGGGAUGAAAUUCAAUUACAUUCCCAAUAUCAGCUAACUGCUACUGAGUGUUCGACAGGAGAAUGCAGAUUGAAAGAUGCUGAUCAUUGUGAGGAUAUUACUAUUGUUAAGGAAGAACAUGGCAGUGGUGUCAAACAUGUUGAGGCCAUUCGAUCAGUUCCAGUCUCACAGUUUGGGGAGUUUGUCUCUCAGCAUCAUGCUCAAAGAAACAAGAAAUUCAAUGACAACUUUGAGACUCUUGACAAGGGUGAACAGGGUCACACUGUGAAUGUUUCGUGCAGUGAAGCAAACAUCAAAGCUAACAGAUACAAGAACAUCACUGUCUAUGAUGACAACCGUAUUGUACUGCAACCUUUGCCUAACUCACAGAGUGGCUACAUCAAUGCUUGCUAUGUAAACGGUUACUGUUGCCAAUCAAAGUUCAUUGCUACACAAGGUCCGCUGUUGAGCACUGUGUUGGACUUUUGGCGGCUGGUGUGGCAGGAGAGACCCUCUGCAAUAGUCAUGCUCACCAACACUGUCGAGAUAGGGAGAGUCAAGUGUGAGGAAUACUGGCCAGAGUCGGGGAGCAUGAGUUUUGUACCAUUCCAUGUAGUCAUAACUGACAAGCAGAUUCUUGCUGACUACACAGUCAGAAGCUUUGUUAUAAAUAAUACUUCUGAUGGUCUCUCCCUCGAAUUGACUCAGUUCCACUUCACUACCUGGCCUGACCACGGUGUGCCGGGCUCUGCCACACCCCUACUAGUUUUUCUCCAUAGAAUUCGAGCAUUUGCCGCUACUAAGACAGGACCCUUGCUUCUACACUGCAGUGCUGGGGUUGGUCGUACUGGUACUUACCUCACCCUGGACAAUGUCCUGGACCAGAUUAAGAUAGAGGGUGUGGUUGACAUUGAUGGGGUGAUUGUCAAGGCUCGCAAUCAGAGAAUGAAAAUGGUUCAAACCAAGGAACAGUACAUUUUCAUCCAUGAUGCUAUCCUUGAGUUCUUGACGUGUGGGGAUACUCAAAUCUCCUCCACAAACUUCCGUGCUGCCAUGGAUAAACUAAGUCGAAUGGACCCCAGCCACCUGCUCACUGGCUACCAACAGCAGUUCAAAGUCCUGGAUCAGGUGAGCCCCAGUCCCUCUCAGGUAAACUGCUUCACUGCUCUCAAACAUAAAGACAAGAACAGAGGAAACAAGUACCUUCCUAGUGAAAGGUAUCGAAUCAUAUUGUUUGGGGAACAUCCUGAUUACAUCAAUGCUGUCACUGCCAGUGGAUACAAGCAACAGAAGGCCUUCAUCAUUGCUCAAAAUCCUCUCGAAUCAACAAUCAGAAACUUUUGGAAACUCGUCACGGAUCAGAAGUGUGGAGCUGUGGUGAUGCUGUCUCAGCUAGUGGAAACUGGAGAGAAUGUGUGUGCCAUGUACUGGCCCGAAGAAGGCACUGAGUGCUAUGGGGAGUUUGAAGUAGAGUUGGUGGGGAUGGAGAAAUGCUCAGGGUUCACCAUCAGGAACAUCACUGUCAACGAUAGAAGACGUGGCCUGUCCCAACAAGUGGCUCAGUUUCAUGUGACCAGCUGGUCUCCCAACGGCUCCUGCUCCAACCUCAAGGCAGUCAUUGAUGUCAUUGAGGAGGUUACAAAGGUGCAAAGGAGAACUGAAAACAAACCAGUACUGGUCCAUUGCAGUGACACAGUGAGUCGCAGUGGCAUGUUCUGUGCACUAGCUACCGUCAUUGACUGUUGCAAGGUGGAGGGAGUGGUGGAUGUGUUCCAGGUGGUCAAGGUUCUCAGAGUCCGCAAACCAGGAGCAAUACUUACUGUGGAGCAGUACAAACUGGUCUAUGAAGCUGUGCUGGUGUUUCUGCAUGGAGGAAUUUGACACUUACUACUGUAACACCUGCUUGACUACAUAAUUACAAUUUAAAACUUCGCUGUGGUAAAUAUCAUUAACUGAAUAGUUUUCCUGUAGAAUAAUGUCCUACAUGUACCUGCAUGACUUUUACAUUGAUGACUUCACUGUAUAU
Messenger RNA from Halichondria panicea, 3200 nucleotides. Its product is annotated as receptor-type tyrosine-protein phosphatase alpha-like. Gene Ontology annotation, molecular function: protein tyrosine phosphatase activity. The coding region runs from base 71 to 3055 and encodes 994 amino acids. Gene Ontology annotation, biological process: protein dephosphorylation. The transcript is spliced from 19 exons. NCBI's taxonomy places the organism in Eukaryota, Metazoa, Porifera, Demospongiae, Suberitida, Halichondriidae. The record is from RefSeq and is a predicted model, not a curated record.